This is a messenger RNA of Symbiodinium pilosum, 1367 nucleotides long. The record is from the annotation of a GenBank genome assembly. Lineage: Eukaryota; Dinophyceae; Suessiales; Symbiodiniaceae.
GUCGAGUGUGAUGUGAGCCUACGGCAGAUUCGUGGGUAUUGGGUGUUCGUGGCCAUUGACUGUGGGCUGGCCUUCGCCACUAUCUUUCCAGUUAUCUGCAUCCCACCCUUUUUGUACCUCCUCGUCAAGUACAACUUUAUCUUGAAGAUAAACUUCAAGCGAGAACAAGUACAGAACAACGAUUGCUGGUCGUUGUUGGCCAAGUUUCAAUCAUGUUUCAUCAUCGUCUUUGACUUUUGCUUGCUGUUUGUUGGCUGGAUUUGGAUGCUUGUGGAGAGUGUGCGCUUUCAUUUGGACUGUGCAUGGUUCUGGACUGGCUGGGAAAAGCUGCUGGAAAGGGACAAUUUCAAGCCAUUGCUCAUUGUAAGCUAUAUGCAGGUCUCUUUCCUCAGAAACAGCCUCUUUCAGCUGGCUCUACUGUAUGUCCAGAUCCUUCGACACCAAGUAUGCAAGGCAGACAUCAUGGUUCGCCAGCAUAAGGACAGCUUCAAGAAGAAACUUGUCGAUCCUGACAAGAAAGCCAGUGCGGUCUUGAAAGUAAUGGAGAUGAUCAUUGCAAAGAAGCAUGGCUCAUAUUCUUUGGAUCGUCGUACCUCAGUGAUGAUCUUCAUGUUGGUGGUUUCCGCCGUGCUGCUCAUUGUUGGAAUGGCUGACUUGGCCGAACGGAAGGAGCAGGAAGCACGGGAGGUCUUGUUCGCAGGCAAAGAUGAUGACUGGUGGCAGGUAAGGUCACACACUGCUACAGUGAUAAUGUCCCUUGGAUGGAUCCGACUUGUUUCGUUGGCGCUGCACGUGGUCAGGAGCUACCAUAAGAAUGUGGACAAGGUACUGCUCUUCUCAGCGACAACAGCAACAACUCCGUUCUCUCCGCGGCCGGAAAUGUAUAGCGCUCGCGUGCGAGCCCGGCUGAAGGACAUGGAGCUCCAGAAGCUUGUGCUGGAAGAUGAGAAUAGCGAGGCUUUGCCAGGUGCAAACAAGGAGGAGCCCAAAACUCGCGAAGCCUCGAUUCGCCUUGACCUGGCCGAACUCAAAGAUCUACGAGCAUGGUGGCUCCUGCGACGGUACACAGAGAUCGACCUGGUGAAUGAGAUCGUGCAAGUUGAAAGCUUUGGAGUCAUGGUCGCAUGCCUCCUUGCUGUUUUCUUCAUUCUGGCACUGCUGGAUGCAAUCCUGCGCUUCAACCUGCUUACUUGGGGCUUUGUACUUGUCUACCUGGCUUCCUUUUGCUUGUGGCCGCUGCUCGGUCAGGUCUUCGAGUAUGGCAUUGAGGUCAACUCCAUCACUGCGCUGGAGGCUCGUGCCUUGUCUGACGCGAACAUCAAACUCCUGUUGUCGAACGAGCAGAGCACGACAAAUUUGGCCUCCAU